Molecule: messenger RNA, 3018 nt
Organism: Echinops telfairi (small Madagascar hedgehog)
Lineage: Eukaryota; Metazoa; Chordata; Mammalia; Afrosoricida; Tenrecidae
Gene: DLL1
Product: delta like canonical Notch ligand 1
Exons: 11
Coding region: 236-2407 (723 amino acids)
Biological process (GO): multicellular organism development; cell communication; Notch signaling pathway
Cellular component (GO): membrane
Molecular function (GO): calcium ion binding
Source: RefSeq, a predicted model, not a curated record
CCCCCCUCCUCGGGAGAGCUGCCGCUGGCCGGGGCUGGCCGCCGGGAGGCGACUCCUCCGGGACUGGGUGAUAGGACAAUCGACGACAGCAGUCCGACUAUCCCGACUGCGGGCAAGACCCCAGCGUUUCCUCUCUGUGUCUCGGGAGCCCCCUCCAGACUCCAUUAGCGGCCUGUCCUUUCAAGAAGAAGAAAAGCCGGGAGGAAGCCGGGAACGCGGGGAGCCGGAGCCCGCCAUGGGCCGCCCGUGCGCGCUGGCUCUCGCUGUGGUUUCGGCCCUAUUGUGCCAGGUCUGGAGCUCCGGGGUAUUUGAGUUGAAGCUGCAGGAGUUCGUCAACAAGAAGGGCCCGCUGGGGAACCGCAACUGCUGCAGCGGAGCGGCGGGGGGCUCGGGCCCGCCGCAGUGCGAGUGUCGGACCUACUUCCGUGUGUGCCUCAAGCACUACCAGGCCAGCGUGUCCCCCGAGCCGCCCUGCACCUACGGCAGUGCCGUCACGCCGGUCCUCGGCGUGGACUCCUUCAGCCUGCCAGACGGCGUGGAUGUCGGCCACGCGUUCAGCAAUCCCAUCCGCUUUCCCUUCGGCUUCACCUGGCCGGGUACCUUCUCUCUGAUCAUUGAAGCCUUGCACACGGACUCCCCAGACGACCUAACCACAGAGAACCCCGAGAGGCUCAUCAGCCGCCUGGCCACGCAGCGGCACCUGACGGUCGGUGAGGAGUGGUCACAGGACCAACACAGCAGCGGCCGCACAGACCUCAAGUACGCCUACCGCUUCGUGUGUGACGAGCACUACUAUGGCGAGGGCUGCUCGGUCUUCUGCCGGCCCCGCGACGACGCCUUCGGCCACUUCAGCUGCGGCGAGCGCGGGGAGAAGGCCUGCAACCCCGGCUGGAAGGGCCCUUACUGUACAGAGCCGAUCUGCCUGCCCGGCUGUGAUGAGCAGCAUGGGGUCUGCGACAGGCCAGGAGAGUGCAAGUGCAGGGUCGGCUGGCAGGGCCGGUACUGCGACCAGUGCAUUCGGUACCCCGGCUGCCUCCACGGCACUUGCCAACAGCCAUGGCAGUGCAACUGCCAGGAGGGCUGGGGUGGCCUCUUCUGCAACCAGGAUCUCAACUACUGCACCCAUCAUAAACCCUGUGAGAAUGGCGCGGCCUGCACCAACACUGGUCAGGGCAGCUACACCUGCUCCUGCAGGCCUGGGUACACAGGCACCAACUGUGAGAUCGAGGUCAACGAGUGUGAUGCUGGCCCUUGUAAGAAUGGAGGAAGCUGCACGGAUCUGGAGAAUGGCUACUCCUGUGCCUGCCCCCCAGGCUUCUACGGCCAGCAUUGUGAGCUGAGCGCCAUGACAUGUGCUGACGGCCCCUGUUUCAACGGGGGGCGCUGCUCGGACAACCCAAACGGGGGCUACACCUGCCACUGCCCCAGAGGCUACUCUGGCUUUAACUGUGAGAAGAAAGUGGACCACUGCGGCUCUUCACCAUGCUCCAACGGGGCACACUGUGUGGACCUGGGCGCUUCCUACCUGUGCCGUUGUCCGGCGGGUUUCUCCGGACGGCACUGUGACGGCAACGUGGACGACUGUGCCUCCCUGCCUUGCGCCAACGGCGGCACCUGCCAGGAUCGCGUCAACGAUUACUCCUGCACCUGUCCCCCGGGCUACACGGGCAAGAAUUGCAGCGCCCCCGUCAGCCGGUGUGAGCACGGCCCGUGCCACAACGGGGCCACCUGCCAUGAGAGGGACCUCCGCUACAUGUGCGAAUGCGCACGCGGCUACGGUGGCCCCAACUGCCAGUUCCUGCUUCCAGACCCUGUGGUGGUGGACCUGACUGGGAGCUACUUGGAGACUCGGGGCGGCCCGUUCCCCUGGGUGGCUGUCUGCGCCGGCGCAGUGCUGGUCCUGCUGUUGCUGCUGGGCUGCGCGGCUGCGGGCGUCUGCAUGCGACUGAAGGCGCAGAAGCGUCGGCUGCCCAGCGAGGCUGGCCGGGCCGAGGUGGAGACCAUGAACAACGUGGCCAGCUGCCAGCGCGAGAAGGACGUGGCAGUCAGCAUCAUUGGGGCCCCGCAGAUCAAGAACACCAACAAGAAGGCAGAUGUGCACGGCGACCACAGUGGCGACAAGGGCAGCUUCAAGGCCCGGUACCCGGCUGUGGACUACAACCUGGUGCAGGGUCUCAGGAACGAGGACCCCGCCAGGGAUGCCCACGGCAAGCUCGAAGCCAGGCCCGAGCCACACGGCUGUUCCAGCGUGGACCGGGGCUCUAUGGCGCCCAGGGGUGGGGAAGCGUCUGAGCGGAGAAGGCGGGACUCAGUGAGCGUGAGUGGCACGUCCAAGGACACCAAGUACCAGUCGGUGUUCGUCAUCUCUGAGGAGAAGGACGAGUGCGUCAUCGCCACGGAGGUGUAAAAGGGAAAUGAUAUGGCACCCCCAGCCCCCCGUUUCUCCUAAAACACAUAGAAUUCCAAGGAUAUAUGCCCCAACGGAUGCUGCUGUAUGAGGAGGGAGGCCCGGCUGCUGCUGGGAUAAAUUCAGACUGAGCUGGCUCUCUUCCUGAAGUUAGUGGGCGCCUGCUCAUGGCCCAGGCCGGCGGGCAGCGCGGGCGCCCACUGCAUGGCCUCUGACUCCCAUUGCACUAUGGACAGUUGCUCUUAAAGAUUUAUAUUUAAUGGACGGACGGACUGACUGACGGCAGAGACUGUGUGCUGCCUCAUGUGUGUGUUUGCCACCCUCCGAGCCAGUCUUUUCUUGAGUUAAACACAAACACUGCCUGUUUGUCCUCUUUGGAUACUGAAAUAUGUUUUUUUCUAGGUGGAAAAAAAAUGUGUGUUAUUUUUUGGAUUUGUAAAAAUAUUUUCAUGAUAUCUGUAAAGCUUGAGUAUUUUCGUGAUGUUCAUUUUUUUAUAAUUUAAAUUUUCUGGUAAAUAUGUACAAAGGCACUUCGGGUCUCUGUGACUAUAUUUUUUUGUAUAUAAAUGUAUUUAUGGAAUAUUGUGCAAAUGUUAUUUGAGUUUUUUACU